This is a messenger RNA of Triticum turgidum subsp. durum (durum wheat), 1275 nucleotides long. The record is from the annotation of a GenBank genome assembly. NCBI's taxonomy places the organism in Eukaryota, Viridiplantae, Streptophyta, Magnoliopsida, Poales, Poaceae.
AUGCAUCGUCGUUGUUCGAGCUCGAACUCGACAGCCAUGACUUCCGAACUAGGGACACCAUAUCUGAUGAAACACCUGCCACCGGCUCUCACCACCAUUACCGCUCUUGGUGAUGACCUCCUUUGCGAGAUCUUCCUCCGCCUCCCAUCCCUCCUGAGCCUCGUCAGAGUGGCCCUCGCCUGCCGCACCUUCCUCCAAGCUAUCUGUUCGUCCCCCGCCUUCCGCCGCUGCUUUCAAGUGCUCCACCCGCCCGAACUCCUUGGCUUCUUCAUUCAAUCUAUCUACACCAUCGUCCCUCACUUUGCCCCCCUCCGCAACUGCUCUGUCCCCGACAUGUCCGCCGCCGUUCGUGGCUCCGAUCUCUCGCUCACCCGCCUCUCGGAAGACAUCGGUUCCUCUCUCGAGUGGGAUCUAGAGAGCUUCUAUGGACCCUACCUUGUACUCAUCAAUCAGAUCACUGCUCAGAUCGUUGCCUACAACCCCCUGACGCUAACACUUGAUCUCAUCCCCUGGCCGCCCAUUGAGAUCUCCCGCUCCUCCUUCCUUGAGUUCCACAUUAUCUUCUCGGAAGAGGACCAGGGGGUGUUUCGUAUGGUCUGUGUCCAACACCAUCGCCCACAGUUACCACAUGUGGAGGCAUACAUCACUGUCUUCUCAACAACCACUAGGAAGUGGCAGGUUUUGCCGUGGGUCGAGACCCCGCCGCCGCCACAACCUGAGGAUGAUGAUGACAUUCGCCAUUUUUACCCUGGUAUGCCAAUGAAAGGAUUCAUUUAUUGGAAACAGACAACUCGAGCCUCUGUAGUCGCUUUCAACACCACGACACUACAAUUCUCUAGAGUGGAUUUGCCGCCGUUAGUGAGAGAGAGAUACUAUAUGCAAUCUAGGUUUGGUCACACCAAGGAUGGGAAGCUCUGUAUGGUUGGCGCAGAUGACUCUGGUGCAAAGAAAGGAAUGCUUAUUGUUUGGGUUUGGAGAGCAGAUGAUGACGGUGUUGAGAAAUGGACGCUUGAAGAUACUUUUCCACUGAGUAAAUUUGUUGAUGCCACCAAGUCUUCAACAGAGGAUGAUGCGAGAGUUCAGGUUGAGGUGGUUAUCGAUGGCUUUGUGUACCUGUCUAUUAAGUAUGGUGCGCAAGCAGAGUCCCUCCUAUCCCUAUGUCUGGAAACAGCAGAGCUUAACAAUCUACUUGAUGAUGCACGUGCAAGCCGUGCUCAUCCCUACCUCAUGGCGUGGCCUUCUUCUUUGGUGUGCAACAGGCAAACCCGUGCUUGA